AAACAAAUAAUUUGAAUGAUAGUUGAAUAAAUCAACAUAGAUUUAUGUUAUGUACACAUCAAUAAAUGAGCCAAAUUUGACAAUAACCAAGACGCCUUGAAUCUUUACUUUUUUGUUUCUUUACUGUGAGCUAGCAAGAUCAUGGUAUCUGCUAUACAAAACAGGACACUCCCAUCUCAUGUGGUAACUAAUGAUGAUGCUUCCAUUGACUCUGGCCAUAACCGUCUUCUUCAACUUGGUUACAAACAAGAACUCAAGCGCGAUCUCUCGGUCGUUUCAAACUUUGCACUUUCAUUUUCAAUUAUAUCAGUGCUCACUGGUAUCACUACCCUUUACAACACUGGGUUGAACUUUGGUGGUCCAGUUUCCAUGCAAUAUGGUUGGUUUUUGGCUUCUGCUUUCACCAUGCUUGUUGCACUUUCAAUGGCUGAAAUUUGUUCAGCUUAUCCAACUUCUGGUGGUCUUUACUAUUGGAGUGCCAAGCUUGCUGGUCCCAAGAGGGCCCCAUUUGCCUCAUGGAUUACUGGCUGGUUCAAUAUCAUAGGCCUGUGGGCAGGGACAACAAGUGUAGAUUUCUCACUUGCACAACUCAUUCAGGUCAUAAUUCUCCUUAGUACUGGUGGGAAAAAUGGUGGUGGAUAUGUAGCCUCUAAAUAUGUUGUUCUUGCUUUCCAUGGUGGAAUUUUGCUCCUUCAUGGUAUAAUUAAUAGCCUUCCUAUUUAUGUGUUAUCAUUUUUGGGGCAACUAGGUGCUAUUUGGAAUGUCUUAGGUGUUUUUGUGCUUAUGAUUCUCAUUCCAUCUGUUGCAACGGAAAGGGCUAGUGCCAAGUUUGUUUUCACUCAUUUCAAUGCUGAUAAUGGGAAUGAAAUCAAUAGUAGACCCUACAUGUUUCUAUUGGGACUUCUAAUGAGUCAGUAUACCCUAUCAGGAUAUGAUGCGUCAGCUCAUAUGACAGAGGAAACUAAGGGUGCUGAUAGGAAUGGACCAAAAGGAAUUAUAAGUGCUGUUGGGAUAUCUAUUAUUGUUGGAUGGGGUUACAUAGUAGGUAUUACCUUUGCAGUUACUGACAUCCCUUACCUUUUGAGUGAAAACAAUGAUGCCGGUGGUUAUGCCAUUGCUGAAAUAUUUUAUCAGUCAUUCAAGAGAAGAUAUGGAAAUGGAAUUGGGGGCAUUAUUUGUUUGGCAAUAGUUGCUGUUGCCAUUUUUUUCUGUGGUAUGGGUACAAUAACUAGCAAUUCAAGGAUGGCUUAUGCUUUCUCAAGAGAUGGGGCCAUGCCAUUUUCAUCUUUGUGGCAUAAAGUUAACAAGCAGGAUGUCCCUAUAUAUGCAGUUUGGCUUUCUGUUUUCAUGUCAUUUUGCAUGGCCCUAACAUCUCUUGGAAGUAUAGUAGCAUUUCAAGCUAUGGUGUCAAUAGCAGUGAUUGGCCUCUACAUUGCUUAUGCACUACCUAUCUUCUUUAGGGUGACCUUGGCACGUAAACACUUUGUUGCUGGACCUUUCAACUUGGGCCGCUAUGGAAUCAUUAUUGGGCUGGUUGCAGUUAUUUGGGUGUGGGUGCACGAGGAAGAGACGGCAAAAUCAUACGAAUUACACGGGACACUGAGACUUCUACAUCGACUCCAAUGAAUCCCCCAGAGAGGAUUCGACCGACAGCUUCAAGGAGAAGAAGACGUAUGAUUAUUGAAGAUGAUGAUGAGGGACAUAAUGAUCAGGGGGAGCCUUCUACAGUGCAUGAGGAAGAUGUGGUACAUGAGCAUAUGGUGCACGAGCAGGUGGAUGUACAUGAGCAGGAGGAGGCUGCACCUGCUCAUGAGGGAGAGCAUAUGGAGGAGGAACAUGAUGGAGCUGAGGGACCUGGUGAGCUCACACGGUAUCCUGGAGGACCUUAUGAUUUGUAUGUCC
Messenger RNA from Cicer arietinum (chickpea), 1902 nucleotides. RefSeq names its product amino-acid permease BAT1 homolog. Gene Ontology annotation, cellular component: membrane. The record is from RefSeq and is a predicted model, not a curated record. Gene Ontology annotation, molecular function: L-lysine transmembrane transporter activity; L-glutamate transmembrane transporter activity; gamma-aminobutyric acid transmembrane transporter activity. Gene Ontology annotation, biological process: transmembrane transport; gamma-aminobutyric acid transport. Lineage: Eukaryota; Viridiplantae; Streptophyta; Magnoliopsida; Fabales; Fabaceae.